UUUGGAACAAUGUUAAUAUAUAUUUUCAACAUCUAAGAAAUCCUAGAGUAUCUUUACGAAUAACAGGAAUAAUCAUUGCAAUGAGUGAACCAGCAGUACCGUUUUUCAUGAAGAAUUAUAUUGGGUUUUCAAAAAUUGUGUGCGAGGAAAGUUUGAUUGACAUGAAUCUCUGGUUUCAUAAUCAUAGACGUAUUAUUCCAAAAGAUAAAUAUGAUAUUGCAAUAACCAUGACCAAUCACAACUUAUUCCAAUCGAACCGUCACAAACGUAUAGCAGUUGAUGGUGCAGUAAAAUCAUCAGUUAAUUGUCAAAAAAAUCAACAAAGUAUAAAUGCAACAGGAAUUGUCCAUGACUUGAAAUUUUCAGGAAUAUUGACAGCAGUUAAAGAGCUUGCAUACAUGAUUAAUGCUGGAUAUAAAACUUCAUCAUGGUCAGAUGAAAACAUUUGUAAUCUUCAUGAUGGUACAACAUUUUACAUCCACAAUUCUAGUUAUAAUUCUUUUUAUCAAAAUCUUGACGACAUGUUCUGGUUGCCCUGUCAUAGUAAACCAACUUGUGGCUACAACAAACUUUUUCUAGAUACAGGAAAGCCACUUCCCAAUAUAUUACCAGGAGAGAUUAUAUCUUUAGAUGAGCAAUGUCAGUUUUUGGGAUUUAGGAAAAGUUGUAAGGUACAUGAUUAUGUUAAUUGCAACGGUUUUCUAUGGUGUGAAAUAAAGGAAAUAAGUAAUACUUGGUAUGGUUGGAACUCAGAGAAAACGGUUUGUAAAGGCGUUGGUUCUAUAUUGGAUGGAAGCUCAUGUGGAGAGAAGAAG
Molecule: messenger RNA, 815 nt
Organism: Chelonus insularis
Lineage: Eukaryota; Metazoa; Arthropoda; Insecta; Hymenoptera; Braconidae
Exons: 6
Source: RefSeq, a predicted model, not a curated record